Messenger RNA from Ruditapes philippinarum (Manila clam), 1332 nucleotides. RefSeq lists its product as uncharacterized. The transcript has a single exon. The record is from RefSeq and is a predicted model, not a curated record. The coding region runs from base 1 to 1332 and encodes 443 amino acids. Lineage: Eukaryota; Metazoa; Mollusca; Bivalvia; Venerida; Veneridae.
AUGCCAGCUAGUAUCCCAGACCAUUCGUUACUUAUGUGGAAUAUUAACUACGAGACAAAUGUCAAUAUAAGUAAAAGUAAUACUAUUUCGAUAGAUGCCAGUAGUUCUUUUGAUAAGUUUGAAUUACGUAAUAUACCUAAUGAUUUUUUAAAUAGUCAUGAUACUACAGAACAAAUAAACACUGUUAUAGAAAAGUUAGAAUCAGGUAUUAACACCCAGACUGAUAUUGAUAAUAUAUAUUUGGAUUGGUGUAAUAUUGUUAAAGAUAACAUGUAUAGUAAAUUAUCAUAUAAAACGGUAAAUAUUAGUAGCUCUCAUAGAAAGCGAAGAGCUGGUAAGCCAUGGUGGUCUGAUAAGUUAUCAGAUCUUUGGAAUAUUAUGUGUCAUAAUGAACGCAAAUGGCUUGAUUGUAAGAAUAGAAGUGAUAAGCUACAUCUUAAAUCUGUGUAUAUUUCUAGUAGAAAAAUUUUUGAUCAUGAGGUUCAGCGUUGCAAACGUAUUUAUUGGUAUUCUAUGCAGAAUGACUUGUUAAACGAUUGUAAAGUUGACAGUAAUCAGUUUUGGAAAUCAAUAGGAAAAAUUGGGAUAGGCUAUUCGAAAAAUAAACAAAUACCAAUGGAAGUACGUUUGGAUAACGGUGAUAUAUCGUCUACUGUCACAGAUGUACUCCAAAAAUGGAAAACGGAUUAUAGUUCUCUCUUUAAAGAGUAUGAUGCACCUCCUCUUUUAGAUUUUUUGCAAGACCCUGAUUCUUCUGAUAAUGUUUCUUUUAAUGAACGAAUAUCAAUUUUUGAGGUUAAAAAGGCCAUUUCUAGUGCGAAAAUAGGAAAAGCUUGUGGGGCUGAUAAUAUCCCGACCGAGGUUUUGAAAAAUGAUACGACAGUGUAUUUUCUUCAUGUAUUAUUUAAUGUUAUUUUUGACAGCGGAGUUGUUCCUGGUAUAUGGGAAAAGUGUAUUAUUAACCCAAUUCCAAAGUCUUCUUCUGCGGACCAUAGAGAUCCUCUUUCAUAUAGAGGUAUAUCUUUAGCUCCUGCAGUAUACAAAUUAUAUUGUUCGGUUCUUAAUGAUCGUCUUAGUACCUGGGCUGAAGAAAAUGAAAAACUGGUAGACGAGCAAAAUGGGUUUAGAAAGAAACGCACAACUAUUGAUCAAAUUUCUUCAUUGAGUAAUCUAAUAGAUACUAGGAAAAAGCUAAAGCAAUCAACAUUUUGUGCAUUUAUCGACUUUAGAAAAGCUUAUGACAAUAUUAAUAGAAAUAAGUUAUGGAAAAAACUUCAUGAUAGUGGUAUAUCAGGGAAAAUUGUUAACAGCCGUAAGAUCACUAUAUUCUAA